UUUAGACCGGAAGGAGCAGAGAGGAUGAAGCGGACCGGUGUAGGAGAUGUUGGCCUCGCCUAGCCAGCCGCGUCAGUUUCCCGCUCCCGGGCUCCCGCGCACUACGUUCACCGUCUCGAUCCCUCUGUCCGCUUGCGCUGCUGCAGCGCAUUCUUCCCUCCCUAAACCCUCCGCGCACAGAUCGCUAUCCUUUCCUUUCCCUCCGUCUCUUGCUGGUGGCCCGCCGGGUUCACACUUGCUCUCGGAAUGCUGGCGGUCGCGUCCAAGGUCGUCGAGAUUUGGCAUGAGCAGCAGCUGCUGCCGUUGUUGUUGUUGUUGCUGCUGUUGUCGUUGACAGACAGCAUUUCGUUGCGCAGCGCCUCCGUGCAUACCGGCCGCGCAUCGUCUGCCUGUGCAGACGAGCUCCCCUGCGCUGCCGUAGAUAGGAAUCUCCCUUGAUCGCUUUCAAAAUAGGAAUCAUUUUUCUGUAGGGCACGCUCCCGAUAGGGAGAGGAGCGUCCACAGAUUCUCUCUCUCGUUGCACCGUCUCUUCGAGCUAUUUCCCGUCUCUUUGCUGCAAAUCUCCCAUUGUUGUCGUCGAGUUCGCGCUGCGUAGAGCGGGUGGUCGUCUCUGGGACGGAGGUCCUAAGGAACUUCUUGCUUCUCAAGAACUGGUUCUUGCUCAGUUUUUGAUGCUACCGGACGGGCAGUCGAUCGCGGCCUUGAGAACAGCUCAGAGCGAAUUGUCGUCUGCUUACGUGACUCCCACUGCAAUGUGAAGAAGCUCGUGCAAAUUCUGUCCACCCGUAGGCCGUCGAUGUAGGCGUUCAGCCAGGGGUCAAAUUCCUACUCUUUGUUUCCUUGAUUUCAUGGAAUUCUGCGUGUUUGUUCUCAACAAGCACCAGCAGUUGCGGCAUUGGAUCCCAGAGGACGAAAAGCAGAGUCUGCUAGUAUCAGCAGUCAACUCGCAUUUCCGCAGCAGUUCCGUGGCUCUAGUUUCGAAGUGAAGUCCGACCAGCUCUCCUGCUUGGCGAUCCUCGAUGCAAGAAGUUUGGUGGGUUCCAGAGCGUUAAAGUGUGCAGCGUCGGCGUAAGCAAAGUGAAGAGGUCAACGUCUUCCGAUCAAGGGCUGUUUUCACGACGGAGGCGAAGGAGCUACCCGUGAACAUUUCGGGGGUGAAUCAACAUGUGCGAGUAGAAUGCCGUUCUAAGGGUGGAGUCCUGAUUUGAUACUAGCAGUGGAGGUGGCUUUAUGCUAUCUGCAUCAAACAUUUGUACAGUGGGCAGGGACGUCGUGACUGCGCAGUCCGCGUUAGUGUUGCGAUUACAAGGAGAAGUGGAUGAUUGCAUUCGGCUUGGAAGUCUUGUAUUUGGGGGCAUCUGAUUGCUGUCUCCAGCCGAUCGACGCGAAUGUCUAACGGAAAGCGAAAGGAUAUAUUGUGGCAAAUGUUGCCUCCUCUGAUAUAAACUUCUACCCAUGCCACUGAGCGGGCCGCAGCUGCCCGAUCAUCUCGCUUCGAUUUGAUAUCCCUUUGCAUGCUGAUGUGGCUGCGUUGAUGUCUGCCUUUCGUCCGCAAGUGAGGGGACGCGUACAUAGGACAAUGCAGUAACCUGGGAAGUGCGGGGCCCGGACGCAAAAGAUUCUUGCGCAAGCUGUGCAUGGGAGUAGAGGCAUGGAGUCUCCAGACAGAAAGGACAACAUCCCCGCUCCCGUCGACCAGGGUUCCCCUUUCUUCAAGUAUCUGUGCAAUUUAUCUCCAAUCAAGUCCACGAGGCCUCGUCAUGUGGUUCAGACGUACGCCGAGCUCAGCAUGCCACCCCCGCCCGCUGUGUUUACGUCUCCACCCAAUCCAAACAAGUGCGGCGGAAGAGUGCGAAGAGGAUUGGGCGUCAGUAGUUUUGUUAGUCACAGCUCCUGGAGCGUGGACAAGGAGAACCUACCGAAUCACUCCUAUGUGUCCAGGAGCUACACCGCUGUCCAAUCUGAAUCUAGCCACGCUUCAUCUCAUGAUGCGUUAGCCUAUGUUUCGCAUCAGUCAACGGGUAUUAAGCAGGAGGUGGUUGACAAGAACGAAGAUGCUCCAUCAAAGUACGAAUACAGUGACGUUUCAGACUAUCUUACGGAACCUGUUGAGUCAGGACUGUACAACACCUCAAAGGCUUACUUUAUGGUCAAAACUUCUACAGUUUGCGAGGAGUUCGAGUUCCCCGGCGAGGAUCAUGUCCAUGUCGCCAGCCAAGAUGAGCCGUCUUCUUCCCAACUCACGAACCCGCCGUCGGCUAAUGAGGAGAAUUCGCACGACGUUUCUGGAAUUACCGUCUUACCUCAAGCCGGUUCUGAUGACAAUCUCUUUCAGUCAGGUGAUGUUUGCUCUAAGGAAACUGAAGAGGUCAUCGGAUGCAGACCAAGUUGUGAAAGCAACGAUGAAAGAAACGGGGAUGGGAGUGAAACUAGGAGCAGUGAUGAUAGCUUGCAACUAGACCAAGAGACUGCAGCCAUGGCCUUUCUUCUCGUGGGCGAGGUUGACGGUGAAGGGGGUAGUGGAAGCGACUGGUCCGCUGCUCAUCAGGCUGCCCUCCCAGAAUUUUCUCAACAGCAGUCGCCGGACUUUUCGGCUGUGGAGCGAAUAUCUGAUGGUGUCCAUCCGAGAGGCAGAGAAGAAUUUGAUGGGGGUGCCUCUAAUGGCCUCGUCGAGAACAGGCUUGCCGUUGAAGAAUUGAGGGGGACUGGUAAUGACGACAACAGAAACGAACUCGUGGGCGGCCCUUUUGGUCAGCGUGGAGUUAGAAGGAGAUGUUUGGACUUUGAAAAUGCUCGCCGUAAGAGUAUGGGAGGCGGCGUCUCCAGGAAAUCUUUGGGGCAGAGACCCAAGUCAGUGGUCGGGCCAUCAGAGCUGACAACCUCGAGAAACGUUCCUCCUUCAGUUCUUAGUGAGAGGGCUGCGGCAACUUCAGAUGCCACAAACAGUUGCCCUUCUGUGGGCUCAACCGAAGAACCUCAAUCCAACACGCCUGGCCAACCCAGACCUAUAUUAAGUGGCACCAACUUGAAGUCUCCUGGUUUGUUAAGACUAACUAGCUUUCAGAGAGACAUAUCAAGCACAGAAAAAUUGGUUGUGGAGACAACCCGAACUGUGAUAGAGUCCUCUACCAAUCGAACUGCACCCUCUGGUAUCGGACUGCACCUUAACAGCUUAACGGGUAAUACUGGUCUGCAUCUCAAUAGUCUAACAGGUAGUAUUUCCUUUUCGCCGAACAACAGGGAUGUGAGCCAAUCUUUGGGUAUCGGGUCGGCGUCGAAAGGAGCCGUCGCGUCACUGCUUGGGAUAAGCGGUAUGAGCGGCAAUCCAAACGAAAUCAGAUGUGAAGGUUUCACGACGAGUAUGGCGGGUAUAGGUCCGGGUACUAAGUGUUUCGCAAUGAAUUCUUCUACGUCACUGUACACCUCAGGUGUUUCAGUCCCAUUCUUAGAACGAAAUCGAAUGCCUUCCCGGGACACUACCCCUAUCAUGGAUAUGGCAAGGGAGAUUGCCAAAAGCAACGACAUUCAUCCCUCGACAGGUGGAAGCAGGCAGUCACAUGACGAAAGCAGAUCACUGGGGUCAGAUGUCUUAGAUAAGAAAGCUUGUCCGAUUGGGAAGAAACGCCUUCUCCACCAUGACGCCCUCCAGCAGUCAAAUCUUGACUAUGCGGAGGAGUAUGAUAGUCCACGGAGCCCCAAGAAGAAGAGGAAAUCCCCUACAUCUGCAGGCGAGAAAUCUGGAGAAGGAUGCAAGCGCUGUAACUGCAAGAAAUCAAAAUGCCUGAAGUUGUACUGUGAGUGUUUUGCUGCGGGCACAUAUUGUGUUGGAUCGUGCACAUGCCACGAUUGCUUCAACAAACCUGAACAUGAAGACACCGUUCUUGCCACCCGUCAGCAGAUCGAAUCUCGCAAUCCUCUUGCAUUUGCUCCGAAGAUUAUACACGCGGCCGAUUCUUCACCCAAACGAGGAGAGGAAGUUAUCGACACUCCCGCAUCAGCAAGGCAUAAAAGAGGUUGCAACUGCAAGAAGUCUCUAUGUCUGAAGAAGUACUGCGAAUGCUAUCAGGCUGGUGUAGGGUGCUCGGAAGGAUGCCGCUGUGAAGGUUGCAAGAAUAUGUACGGUCGGAAAGAAGCGAACGAAGAAGCCGACGAGAAGGAGAUCCUUCUGGAGGCUCUUGAAAAAGAAUCCCAAGAAGAUUUUGACGACUUAUCAAAGCCUGAGCAUGCCAGUGCACUGAUUUUGGAACAACAUCGUCACAUGGGAAAAGACCUGUCCCCGAUCACACCAUCGGUUCAGUACACUGGGCAAGGCAGGGCCAUUGGGAGAACUAGGUCUCUUGGAAAGAAGCGCUCGUCUUCUCCAUUGUCUCAGCCUUGUGGAGGUCUUCUGCAAAGAUCCCCGACUGAUUCUUCUCAGUCUCCCUUGAACCUCUGUGGCGAUGGUAAUUUUAGCGCCCAUCAAAACCCAGAGUUCCAGCUUUCAAAGAUAGAGCGUUCUCCAAAUUCUACUCCUAAGUUUACUCGAAUAAGCCAGCUCUCUCCUCGCUGGGAACGUCUCGGUGACAUUUGUACUCUCACUCCUCUACCUCAAGCUCCUCUAAGACCAACUCCUGCAUCGAUUUCCACCCUUGAGAGGACUGGAGCAUCUCCUUGUUUCAAUCGGCAAAGCAUGGAGGCCGUAAGUUCGUACCAAUCUGACUUGGCGGACUUCACUUCUCUAGGCAAACCUUCAUCAUUUCAGUUGCCUCCAGAUGACUCUCCACCGUCACCAUCAAAUAGACGAAUGUCUCAGUCGACAAGCCGUCAGACUCCCUGCACCCCUUCUCUGUCGUCAUCAGCUUUCACAGGGAAAGAAGAAAUGAAGUUCGGGGACAGCCGGUCGGGUCAGUUUGCGUGUUACUCACAAGACGACGACGAUACUCCUGACUUCCUGAGGUAUUCUGAAGACGCACAUUCUCCCCUUAUUAGCAAGACAAGUUCCCCUAAGCAAAAGAGAGUUUCUCCCCCUCACUUUGAGGGACUGAGAGAAAAGUGUAGGGGAGAUAGUAGAAACAUUUUUGAUUCUCCAGCAAGGUCGUCACCUGGUCUAAGGAGUAGUCGGAAGUUCAUUCUGACUGCCAUUUCCGGUCUGCCAUCGCCCCAUUCGAUGGGACCCACUCUUCAAGGUCACAUUGGCAACAGCCAGAAAAAAGGCUGAUGAAGCCAGUAAUUGUUUAUCCGGACUAAUGUCGAAGGCUCGAGUUGGCCUGCUUUUCGGGAAGGUGCCUGUGAGAACUGCCAAGACCUCUGAAUCUGUGACGUUCACACGAGUCUUGGAUUUCCUGUUCGAACAUGUGGAGUUCGUACAGGCUCAAAUUUCGAAAAGGGGUUGAUCAACUGCAGCUAGACUGAGUUGAUGAAGAUGGUGUUGAGUAUUCAUCUUCGACGUCUCUGCUCUCUAUGGAGGUCUGAAUAUGGAUCCUGACGAUAGGCAACUUGUAAUCAUUGGAACCUUUCAAGUUGUUUAGUUUCCAUGAAGCUGGAAACUGCUGGAACUAAGGGUUUUCAAAUUACGUCUCAUCGGCGCACUUUCCCUACGGUGGCAAGGAAAACGAGGUGAUCACGCACCUCAAUGGUCAAGAGGGUUUUCAAUGUUUCUCGCAGCACUAUUUUGGUGGGGAUUUCAUGAAGCCUUUAUCGGUACCGCGCAGGUAAACUCUUGUAUAGUAGUCUCAAGGUGGAUUUAAACUAGAGGACCUUAUAACUUCAACUUACUGCGACGAAUGUCUGUGAGACCAAGUGCAACCUACUGUCUCAUUGGUUGGACUGGCGCUUUAAAUGUGAAGUCUUAAGUUUUUGAGGUUCAUUCAAUUUAUCUAGGUGCAACUUCCUUAUAGAAUGUGGUACCAUUCUUUUGUGAUCUUCUGAGCCGAAACUAGAAGUUAAAUACAGAAGAGCUAAAGCUCAUCGGCCGGAAGUCUGCUCACUCCCAUUUGGCAUGAAAAUGUAAACUUGCUUUUUUAGUUAUGUAAACUUUACGUCCACAAUUAUGAUUGCAGAAAGUGGGUUUUACUAGGAGGCAGUGGUGCCUGCAAUAAAUCAGCAACCUAGAUAACUCCCUAUUUCUUGUAUACACGCACUAGAUAGCAUAGAACUGUGUGCUUCGAACUGUCAUACUGAAUAUAAUAAUUGA
Molecule: messenger RNA, 6172 nt
Organism: Marchantia polymorpha subsp. ruderalis
Lineage: Eukaryota; Viridiplantae; Streptophyta; Marchantiopsida; Marchantiales; Marchantiaceae
Source: the annotation of a GenBank genome assembly